AUGCCUGUCGUCUCGCGCUUGGUGUCUAUCCCCCUCCGCAUCGCGGAAAUUGCCUUUGCUGCUGUCGUCGCUGGUAUCAUUGGACAUUACUUGGCCUCCUAUGAUUCUAUUGAACCGUGGCCUGAAGCUCGCUGGAUCUAUACGGAAGUUAUUGCUGGCUUGUCUAUGCUUAUGGGCUUGAUCUGGUUGAUUCCAUUCGCUUCUGGGUUCUUCUCGUGGCCGCUUGAUGUUCUCAUCUCCUUUGCUUGGUUCGCGGCAUUCGGUAUUUUGGUCGACGCCAUCAAGCAUCUUCCCUGCGGCAGUAUCUGGUCCUGGCACUUCAGAGGUAACGGGGCUUGCGGGCGCUGGAAGGCUGCUGAGGCAUUCAGCUUCUUAUCUGCUAUUGUCUGGCUUGUCUCGGCCCUUGUGGGUGUUUGGUUUACCUUCCGUGUCCGCGAUACUGGAGCUGGUUCCACUCGCCGUCGCUGGGGUCGCUCUCGUGGUGCUGCUGCCGCUCCCGCCGCCACCGCAUAA
Molecule: messenger RNA, 513 nt
Organism: Penicillium malachiteum
Lineage: Eukaryota; Fungi; Ascomycota; Eurotiomycetes; Eurotiales; Aspergillaceae
Product: MARVEL domain-containing protein
Exons: 4
Coding region: 1-513 (170 amino acids)
Cellular component (GO): membrane
Source: RefSeq, a predicted model, not a curated record